Messenger RNA from Cornus florida, 570 nucleotides. RefSeq names its product small polypeptide DEVIL 14. Bases 101 to 244 code for a protein of 47 amino acids. Gene Ontology annotation, biological process: negative regulation of cell population proliferation. The transcript has a single exon. Lineage: Eukaryota; Viridiplantae; Streptophyta; Magnoliopsida; Cornales; Cornaceae. The record is from RefSeq and is a predicted model, not a curated record.
CAAUACCCCCUCAUUCAACACAACUACUUCAAAGACUCACCAAAGUCAGAAGCAUAUAUUCAUUCAUAUUUCCCUUAAAAAACCAGUCCAUUUUUUUCGCAUGAACAUGGCUGCAAAUUCUUUCUCCAUGAGAGGUUCGAAGCUCCGGUCGUGGCAGCGUUGCUCGAAGCAAAUCCGAGAGCAGCGUGGCCGGCUUUAUAUCAUGUGGAGGUGCACUGUGCUUCUACUUUGCUGGCAUGAUUGAGCUCCCACAGUACUUGACAUGAGGCUUGGCUUUGGAAGGUGUAGGGAGGCUACUUAAGAGUGAAGUUUUGAGGCUCAAGUUUUGUAAAAUUAACCAUAUGGCUUGGCUUAUACCAUGGUGGAAUCUCGAGUCUUUCACUAAUAGUGGGUGGGUGGUUUUUCAUUUUUGUAUUUUCACUUUUCACAUAGGUUUGAUUAGAACUUAGAAAGAGAUAGAAGAGUCUAAUGAAGCAAAGAUGUCGAUCGGUCCAUUUGUAAAAUACAUGUAUCAUGAAAACAAAGUUAAAAGUGAUAAUGGAACACUUUCUUGUUUCAAUUUUUUGCAAA